CUUUCUAGAUAUUUCUGAUGCUGAGAUUGAUGACUUUGUACCGGAUUGGUUUUGGAACAAGUUACAGUCUAUAAGUGAGUUGAACAUGUCUAGCAACAGUCUCAAAGGUACAAUUCCAAAUCUACCAAUCAAGCUUACUGAUGUUGAUAGAUUUAUAACUCUAAAUUCAAAUCAACUUGAAGGUGAAAUUCCUGCUUUUUUAUCACAAGCGUACAUGUUGGAUCUUUCCAAAAAUAAGAUUUCAGAUUUAAAUCCGUUCUUGUGCGGAAAAGGUGUAACCACAAAAAUCGACACAUUGGAUUUGUCAAAUAAUCAAAUAAUGGGACAGCUGCCUGACUGUUGGGAACAUCUAAUUUCAUUAGCAUAUCUUGAUCUAAGUGAUAAUAAAUUGUCAGGGAAGAUUCCACAGUCCUUGGGUACUCUUGUUAAUUUGGGAGCUUUGGCCUUACGAAACAACAGUUUAACUGGAAAGCUACCAUUCACAUUGAAGAACUGCACAAGUUUAUAUAUAUUAGAUGUGGGUGAAAAUUUGUUGUCUGGUACAAUACCAUCAUGGAUUGGAAAAAGUCUACAACAAUUGGAAAUCUUAAGCUUGAGAGUAAAUCGCUUCUUUGGAAGUGUUCCUGUUCAUCUCUGCUAUUUGAUGCAAAUUCAUCUCUUAGAUCUUUCAAGGAAUCACUUGUGUGGAAGAAUUCCAACGUGUCUGAGGAAUUUUACUGCAAUGAUGGAAAGACCAGUAAACAGAUCUGAAAUUGUAGAAGGCUAUUAUGACUCUAAGGUCUCAUUGAUGUGGAAAGGCCAGGAACAUGUGUUUUUCAAUCCCGAGUAUCUUUUAAUGAGCAUUGAUCUCUCAAGUAACAACUUAACGGGUGAAAUACCGACAGGGUUUGGGUAUUUACUUGGAUUAGUUUCUUUGAAUUUAUCAAGAAACAACUUAAAUGGAGAAAUUCCUGACGAGAUUGGGAAUUUAAAUUUGUUAGAAUUUCUCGACUUAUCAAGAAAUCAUUUCUCAGGCAUAAUUCCUUCUACUCUUUCCAAAAUUGAUCGUCUUUCUGUGUUAGACUUAUCAAACAACAAUCUGAUUGGAAGAAUCCCCCGGGGAAGACAGUUGCAAACCUUUGACGCCUCUACUUUUGGAGGAAAUCUUGGUCUUUGUGGUGAGCAACUUAACAAAAGUUGUCCUGGAGAUGAGACAAUAGCAAAGCCUCAAGGACUAGCAAUUGAUGGUGAAGAUGACAAUUCAAUUUUCUAUGGAGCAUUAUACAUGAGCUUGGGGUUUGGAUUCUUCACAGGCUUUUGGUGCUUAUUGGGGACAAUACUACUUUGGCAACCAUGGAGAAUUACUUAUAUGAGAUUCUUGAACAGACUGACAGACUAUAUAUUUGUAACAAUGGAAGUAAAUAUGGGGAAGUGCUAUAGGUGGCUCACAGGCUAGUAGCCAGUGUGGCCAUGAUUGCCAUUAAAACAGAUUUUGAGAAAGGUUGAAGGAAGUUAUAUGGUUAGAGUGUGACUCCUCUUUGGUGGUUUCUUCUUUCAAAUCCCUUCAUAUUGUCCCUUGGCAAUAAUUACACAAUCGCUUUAACAAUUGUUUGCUGCUGACACAAUCCCUUUAACAAUUGUACUACUUAUUAGCCUCUGCACAUCUUGUGCACGACACCUUUAAUUUAUUCUGCCAUGGAAUAAACCAAUAUUUCUUGUUUGAACGAAA
Glycine soja is the source of this 1708-nucleotide messenger RNA. RefSeq names its product receptor-like protein EIX2. Gene Ontology annotation, molecular function: protein binding. The record is from RefSeq and is a predicted model, not a curated record. The transcript is spliced from 2 exons. The coding region runs from base 86 to 1435 and encodes 449 amino acids. Lineage: Eukaryota; Viridiplantae; Streptophyta; Magnoliopsida; Fabales; Fabaceae.